AUGCGGCGGGGGUCGCGCGUGGGGUCGCGCGUCGGCGGGAUGGACGGCGGCCUCAUCGGCGUCGACGUCGACGGCGACGGCGUCACCGAUUUCACGCUGCCGGUAACACCAUCGAUGGACCCGGACCACGAGCCCUUCGCCCUCGUGGACCUGUUCAUGUCGCCGCACCGGCCGCUCGUGCCCGUCUGGGUGAACAACGUCGUGAGCAUCACCGUCUACGCCGGCGCGCUCGCGCUCUUCUUCCUCGUGCUCCUGCAGACCGGUUCCGAGACGUACCGCGAGACGGAGAUCUCGCAGCACGUCAUGACCGGCGGCGGCCCCGGGAGCCGCACGGGCAAGCGCGACGUCGAGUGCCGGUGCCUGAGCAAGCUGACGGCGUCCCUGGACCUCGAGGACCCCGUGCUCGCCGACGGCGGCUCCUGGCGCGUCGUCAGCGACAUCGCUCUGCCGAGCGCCGCGAACUGCGAGCGCCAGUUCGCGGACCUGCCCGUGGAGGACGCGCACGUCGUCGCCUACGACGGCGCGCGGGGCGACGCCUACGGCUUCUGCUACAGCGCGGCGGCGAACCGCACGUGGGCGCCGCUCGCGCGGACCGCGGCGGGGCCCUGCCGCGACGCGCUCGACGGGACGACGCCGUCCGCGGACGUGUCGAACAUGAUCGUCGUCAAGAUGCGCGUCUGCCCCCAGGGCGGCCGGCGGCUCCAGCCGGGGUCGGGCAACGGGCCCACUGGCCAGGGCCAGGGCCAGGGCCAGGGCCAGGGCCAGGGCGCGCCGGGCGGCGGCGGCGGCGGCGGCUGCUACGACAACGCGACCGCGGCCGUCGCGGCCUGGAACGACGCGCGCGUCUUCGCGUCGUUCUGCCGCGAGUUCGAGGACCACCCGCCCUACAUCUGCUCCUGGUACCGCUACUACGGCUACGCGCGCGUGCUGUCCAUCGCCCACGGGUCCGUCGACUUCCUCCUCGUGCUCGUCGCCCUCGUCACGUCCUUCGCCGCCUGCGCGAUCGGCGAGGGCGUCCACUCGAAGCGGAAGGGGGUCGGCCGCGUGGUCACGACGCUCGUCACGGGCCGGCGGCCGUCCAAGGUCGAGGCCAUGGCGGACCCGGAGCCGCCGCGGACGGCCCAGCCGGGCGGCGACCUCGCCGUCACCGUGGCGCAGCUCCGGCGCGACCUCGACGAGACGCGGCGGCUCCUCGACGAGGUCCGCCGGGACCCGCGCCUCGCGGCCGCGGCGCUGCCGCCGAUCAAGGGGCGGCCCCUCGCGGAGACCAGGGAGGGCCAGGACGCCGAGCUCAGCGACGCCCUCGCGAGCUUCUGCCCGCUGCCGCCGUCCGCGGUCGACCCCGCGUAA
Molecule: messenger RNA, 1350 nt
Organism: Aureococcus anophagefferens
Lineage: Eukaryota; Pelagophyceae; Pelagomonadales; Pelagomonadaceae
Exons: 1
Coding region: 1-1350 (449 amino acids)
Source: RefSeq, a predicted model, not a curated record